Messenger RNA from Heterocephalus glaber (naked mole-rat), 3558 nucleotides. It is a transcript of the gene Gria3, whose product is annotated as glutamate ionotropic receptor AMPA type subunit 3. The record is from RefSeq and is a predicted model, not a curated record. Gene Ontology annotation, biological process: monoatomic ion transport. Gene Ontology annotation, molecular function: signaling receptor activity; ligand-gated monoatomic ion channel activity. Gene Ontology annotation, cellular component: membrane. Lineage: Eukaryota; Metazoa; Chordata; Mammalia; Rodentia; Bathyergidae.
GAGGAGAAGGAGGAGGCGGCAGAUGAGGAGGACUAGUGUGGGGCGGAAAGGAAGAGUGAGAAGCGAGAGAGCAAGUUGAGAGGAGGGGGUGUAAGAGCCGGCGCAUUCUUUUUCUUUUUCUAUUAUUAUUUUGGCGACUCUCGAGUUGCGCCCAUGCUCUUCUCAGCUUCGUUUUAGGCAUAACAUGGCCCGGCAGAAGAAAAUGGGGCAAAGCGUGCUCUGGGCAGUCUUCUUUUUCGUCCUGGGGCUUUUGGGUCAUUCUCACGGAGGAUUCCCCAACACCAUCAGCAUAGGUGGACUUUUCAUGAGAAACACAGUUCAGGAGCACAGCGCUUUCCGCUUUGCUGUGCAGUUAUACAACACCAACCAGAACACCACUGAGAAGCCUUUCCAUCUGAAUUACCACGUAGAUCACUUGGAUUCUUCCAAUAGUUUUUCUGUGACUAAUGCUUUCUGCUCCCAGUUCUCAAGAGGGGUGUAUGCAAUCUUUGGAUUCUAUGACCAGAUGUCAAUGAACACCCUGACCUCCUUCUGUGGGGCUCUGCAUACGUCCUUUGUCACCCCCAGCUUCCCCACUGAUGCAGAUGUGCAGUUUGUCAUCCAGAUGCGUCCAGCCUUGAAGGGCACUAUUCUGAGUCUUCUGGGUCACUACAAGUGGGAGAAGUUUGUAUACCUUUACGACACAGAACGAGGAUUUUCCAUCCUACAAGCAAUUAUGGAAGCAGCAGUGCAAAACAACUGGCAAGUGACAGCGAGGUCUGUGGGAAACAUAAAGGAUGUCCAAGAAUUCAGGCGCAUCAUUGAAGAAAUGGACAGAAGGCAAGAAAAGCGAUACUUGAUUGACUGCGAAGUUGAAAGGAUUAACACAAUUUUGGAACAGGUUGUGAUCCUGGGGAAACAUUCAAGAGGUUAUCACUACAUGCUUGCUAACCUGGGUUUUACCGACAUUUUACUGGAAAGAGUCAUGCAUGGGGGAGCCAACGUUACAGGUUUCCAGAUUGUCAACAACGAAAACCCUAUGGUUCAACAGUUCAUACAACGCUGGGUGAGGCUGGAUGAAAGGGAAUUCCCUGAAGCCAAAAACGCACCACUAAAGUAUACAUCUGCAUUGACACACGAUGCAAUACUGGUCAUAGCAGAAGCUUUUCGCUACCUGAGGAGACAGCGAGUGGAUGUUUCCCGAAGAGGCAGUGCUGGAGACUGCUUAGCAAAUCCUGCUGUGCCCUGGAGUCAAGGAAUUGAUAUUGAGAGAGCUCUGAAAAUGGUACAAGUACAAGGAAUGACUGGAAACAUUCAGUUUGACACUUAUGGACGUAGGACAAAUUAUACCAUCGAUGUGUAUGAAAUGAAGGUCACUGGCUCUCGGAAAGCUGGCUACUGGAAUGAGUAUGAGAGGUUUGUACCUUUCUCGGAUCAGCAAAUCAGCAAUGACAGUGCAUCCUCAGAGAACAGGACCAUAGUAGUGACGACCAUUCUGGAAUCACCAUAUGUAAUGUAUAAGAAGAACCAUGAGCAACUGGAGGGAAAUGAGCGAUAUGAAGGCUAUUGUGUAGAUUUAGCAUAUGAAAUCGCCAAACAUGUAAGGAUCAAAUACAAAUUGUCCAUUGUUGGUGAUGGGAAAUACGGUGCUAGGGAUCCAGAGACUAAAAUAUGGAAUGGCAUGGUUGGAGAGCUUGUCUACGGGAGAGCUGAUAUAGCUGUUGCUCCACUUACUAUAACACUGGUCCGUGAAGAAGUCAUAGAUUUCUCAAAACCAUUUAUGAGCCUGGGCAUCUCCAUCAUGAUAAAGAAGCCUCAGAAAUCAAAACCAGGCGUGUUCUCAUUUCUGGAUCCCUUGGCUUAUGAAAUCUGGAUGUGCAUUGUCUUCGCUUAUAUUGGAGUCAGCGUAGUUCUUUUCCUAGUCAGCAGAUUCAGCCCUUAUGAAUGGCACUUGGAAGACAACAAUGAAGAACCUCGUGACCCACAAAGCCCUCCUGACCCUCCAAAUGAAUUUGGAAUAUUUAACAGUCUUUGGUUUUCCUUGGGUGCCUUUAUGCAGCAAGGAUGUGAUAUUUCUCCAAGAUCACUCUCCGGGCGCAUUGUUGGAGGGGUUUGGUGGUUCUUCACCCUGAUCAUAAUUUCUUCAUAUACGGCCAAUCUUGCUGCUUUCCUGACUGUGGAGAGGAUGGUUUCUCCCAUAGAGAGUGCUGAAGACUUAGCUAAGCAGACUGAAAUUGCAUAUGGGACCCUGGACUCCGGUUCAACAAAAGAAUUUUUCAGAAGAUCUAAAAUUGCUGUGUAUGAGAAAAUGUGGUCUUACAUGAAAUCGGCAGAGCCAUCUGUGUUUACCAAAACAACAGCAGAUGGGGUGGCCCGAGUGCGGAAGUCCAAGGGAAAGUUCGCCUUCCUGCUUGAGUCAACCAUGAAUGAGUACAUUGAGCAGAGAAAACCGUGUGAUACGAUGAAAGUUGGUGGAAAUCUGGAUUCCAAAGGCUACGGUGUGGCAACCCCUAAAGGCUCAGCAUUAAGAACGCCUGUAAACCUUGCAGUAUUGAAACUCAGUGAACAAGGCAUCUUAGACAAGCUGAAAAACAAAUGGUGGUACGAUAAGGGGGAAUGUGGAGCCAAGGACUCCGGGAGUAAGGACAAGACGAGCGCUCUGAGCCUGAGCAAUGUGGCAGGCGUUUUCUAUAUACUUGUCGGAGGUCUGGGGCUGGCCAUGAUGGUGGCUUUGAUAGAAUUCUGUUACAAAUCUCGGGCAGAGUCCAAACGCAUGAAACUCACAAAGAACACCCAAAACUUUAAGCCUGCUCCUGCCACCAACACUCAGAAUUAUGCUACAUACAGAGAAGGCUACAACGUGUAUGGAACAGAAAGUGUUAAGAUCUAGGGGUACGGUUAAGAUCCUUUCCCACUGGAGGCAUGCAGUGAGAGGAAAUCACGGAAAACGUGGCUGCUUCAAGGAUCCUGAGCCAGAUUUCACUCACCUUGGUGUCGGGCAUGACACGGAUAUUGCUGAUGGUGCAAUGACCUUUCAAUAGGAAAAACUGAUUUUUUUUUUCCUUCAGUGCCUUAUGGAACAUUCUGAGACUUGCAAAAAUGCGAACCAUCAUUGAAAUCUUUUUGCUUUGCUUGAAAAAAAUUAAAAUAAAAACCAACCAAAAAAAUGGACAUGCAAGAUUUCAGUCUGAGAAAAAAAUCUUACUAAAAAAGUCAAUUCAACAAAAGCCAUUCUUUGAUACCACUGCACAGUAUACAAACACCAUGUUCUUUAAUACACACACACACACACACACACACGCAAAUUUAAAACUCCAGUUUAGCAAAUAGGCCCACUCAUCUUAGCUAAAAGAAUUAAUUCCUCCUGAUUAAAAAAAAAAUAUAUAUAUAUAUAUAUACAUAUCUGUCUCCUUGUGUUUGGGAAGACAGACUGGCAUUUCUUCUAGGAUCUGCUGACCAGAUGUUUUUGGUGUUUCCUGUUGGUGGUGAUAUUCUGUAUACCCUAUUUCCUUUCAAUGUUGCUGAAAUGUGUAUAUCUUUAGAAUGUAAAUGCAACACUUAUGAAAAUUCAAAUGCUUU